Molecule: messenger RNA, 678 nt
Organism: Coregonus clupeaformis (lake whitefish)
Lineage: Eukaryota; Metazoa; Chordata; Actinopteri; Salmoniformes; Salmonidae
Product: threonylcarbamoyladenosine tRNA methylthiotransferase-like
Exons: 7
Coding region: 193-678 (161 amino acids)
Biological process (GO): tRNA methylthiolation
Cellular component (GO): endoplasmic reticulum
Molecular function (GO): tRNA (N(6)-L-threonylcarbamoyladenosine(37)-C(2))-methylthiotransferase activity; 4 iron, 4 sulfur cluster binding
Source: RefSeq, a predicted model, not a curated record
CUCUCUCUCUCUCGUCCCCCCUCCCCCCCUUCCCUCCAUUCAGAGGACCCAGCAGAGGCUGAUCUGUGGCUGCUCAACAGCUGCACUGUGAAAAACCCGGCCGAAGAUCACUUCAGAAACUCCAUCAAGAAGGCCCAGGAGCAGGAUAAGAAGGUGGUGGUAGCUGGAUGUGUUCCCCAGGCCCAGCCCAGGAUGGACUACCUUAAAGGACUCAGCAUCAUCGGGGUUCAGCAGAUUGACCGGGUGGUGGAGGUGGUGGACGAGGCUGUGAAAGGUCACUCGGUGCGUCUGCUGGGUCAGAAGAAGGACAAUGGGAAGCGUCUCGGGGGAGCCAGACUGGAUCUGCCCAAGAUUAGAAAGAACCCUCUGAUAGAAAUAAUUUCCAUCAAUACAGGUUGUCUGAAUGCGUGUACGUACUGUAAAACCAAGCAUGCCAGAGGAGACCUGGCCAGCUACCCUAUAGAGGAGCUGGUAGAGAGAGCCAGACAGUCCUUUCAAGAGGGUGUGUGUGAGAUCUGGCUGACCAGUGAGGACACCGGGGCAUACGGCAAGGACAUCGGGACGGACCUGCCCACUCUGCUAUGGAGACUAGUGGAAGAGAUUCCUGAAGGAGCCAUGUUGAGACUGGGCAUGACCAACCCUCCAUACAUCCUGGAGCACCUGGAGCCCCAGCAGUAA